AUGAACGUCGAGCAUCGUGCCCCUCCCGCACAGCAGCAGCAGCAUCAAAACUUACAGCACGGCCAAGUUGCUCCACACCAGCAAGAAUCCAUCUUGCCUGAUGCUGUGUUGCCAGAUAUUGGUAUAACUUCCAACACUGUUUCGACAGCUCCGGAACCAGUGAACACAGGGUCCUCGUUGCCAGAACAGGCAAGAAACUCGCCAGAAAUUGAUUUGAGUGGCACGGAUUUUGCCCAGUCUACAACCGAUUCUGCCGUGCCCAGUAAUCUCCCAUCUACGAGAACAUCCUCGGAACAGACGCCGCAGGUUGAAAUGCUGCCACCAGUGAAUAUUAUGAAUAUUCCGCCACCAGCGCAACUCAGUGCACCGCACUCUGGUUCUAAUAGCACUGCAGCGCCACCACCUCCAUCUGUUACACCUGCGGCAACAGCUGUGCCGUUGUCCGGAAUUCCUCCAGCUGCAGUCCCCUCUCCAGCUAGAAUCCCUCCAGAAACAGACCGACCAUUGUACAAAAACCCUGUAGAACCAUUGCCACCAUCUUCCAACAUUCUACCUGUCGCAACGCCUCCACCGCUUCAGAUUCCUCCCGAAGCAACACCGUCGUCUGCCGGAAUUCUGUUAGAAACAGUUCCACAGUCUUCAGCAGUAUCUCUGGAAACAUCUUCGUCUUUAUCUGAAAUUUCUUCGGGAUCAGCUCCUGUUCCACCGCCUAAUUUUCAUCCAUCAUCAAAUCCUUCGUCUCCUGGUGCCCCUCCAGAAACUACAGACCGAUCAUCAGCACCAGCAGUACAGCUCGAACCCGAAUCAGUGUCUUAUUCACCACCAACACAUUCACCACCUUCACCGCAUGCAUCGGCCACUUUGUCUUCGCAGCCAUCAGCCGAUGCUACUUCGCCAGUACCGUCAGCUUAUUCGUCGCCACCGUCAUCCGUUUCAGCUCCUUCCAGUGCUGAACCAGUACCACCACCAGCAGUUCAGGUUACUGCAGCACCACCGCAGCACACUUCAGCCAUACCAACUGUGACACCUUCACCCACCGCUGCCAGUUUGUCACCUGCACCAGCUGUAGCACCUGAUACAACGAAUUUGGCUGCACAGAGACAAGAUACAAAGCAAGCAACCAACGAAGCAGCAUCGAUUCCUUUAGCGCAUGAGGUACCACCAGUCGCAUCGGCGGAUGAACGCGUACCACCUCCAGAUCCUGUUCCAUCAGCCAUUGAAAGUCGGUCAGCAUCUCAAGCAGCAGAGACCCAGCAACGAAAGGUACGCUAA
This is a messenger RNA of Gongylonema pulchrum, 1272 nucleotides long. Lineage: Eukaryota; Metazoa; Nematoda; Chromadorea; Rhabditida; Gongylonematidae. The record is from the annotation of a GenBank genome assembly.